Periophthalmus magnuspinnatus is the source of this 2179-nucleotide messenger RNA. It is a transcript of the gene etfdh, whose product is annotated as electron transfer flavoprotein dehydrogenase. Gene Ontology annotation, cellular component: mitochondrial inner membrane. Bases 173 to 2038 code for a protein of 621 amino acids. The transcript has 13 exons. Lineage: Eukaryota; Metazoa; Chordata; Actinopteri; Gobiiformes; Gobiidae. Gene Ontology annotation, biological process: electron transport chain. Gene Ontology annotation, molecular function: electron-transferring-flavoprotein dehydrogenase activity; iron-sulfur cluster binding. The record is from RefSeq and is a predicted model, not a curated record.
AACGGAGCGCGCGGGGACCCUACGCCGGAAGCGCACCUUACGCCUCUGUUAUGAGAGAGCUUUUGUAACAUACCGUUUAUAUUUGUUUACACUGCAGGAUUACAUCAGAUUGAGCUGACCACUCCAGAGACACUAGACACAGUGAAGGUGACCCUUCACUGGCGCACACAAAAUGCUUCCAGCGAGCAGAUAUUGCACUAAAGCCCACAGGUGUGUGCGUGCGUGGAGGACGGUGCAGACAGAACAUGUGUGUCCUCAGCUCUACACAGCUCUGCACAGAAGAGGCUGCUCCUCUGUGGCCCCUCGCAUUACCACACACUACACCAUCCACCCCAGAGACAAGGACCCCCGAUGGGAAGGGGUGGAGAUGGAGCGCUUUGCAGAUGAGGCUGAUGUGGUGAUCGUGGGCGGAGGUCCGGCGGGUCUGUCUGCUGCCAUCCGCCUGAAGCAGCUGGCCCAGGAGCAGGAGAAGGAGCUAAGGGUGUGCCUGGUGGAGAAGGCCUCUCAGAUUGGAGCACAUACACUGUCAGGGGCCUGUCUAGAACCCAGCGCCCUCACAGAACUCUUCCCUGACUGGAAAGAGAGAGGGGCCCCCCUCCACACUCCGGUGACUGAAGACAUUUUUAGCAUUUUAACCGAAAAACACAGAAUACCUGUUCCCAUAUUGCCAGGGCUGCCCAUGAGGAACCAUGGUAACUACAUCGUGCGCUUGGGCAACCUGGUGCGCUGGCUGGGGGAACAGGCUGAAGAACUGGGAGUGGAGAUCUACCCUGGAUACGCUGCUUCAGAGGUUUUGUUUCAUGAAGAUGGGAGUGUAAAAGGAAUUGCUACUAAUGAUGUGGGCAUUGCCAAGGAUGGAUCACCAAAGGAUGUUUUCGAGCGAGGGAUGGAGCUGCAUGCUAAAGUCACCAUUUUUGGAGAGGGCUGUCACGGACACUUGGCUAAACAGCUGUACCAGAGUUUUAACCUGCGAGAGAGCUGUGAGCCACAGACCUACGCCAUCGGUCUGAAGGAGGUGUGGACGAUCGAUGAGAAGAAGUGGCGCCCGGGCCGAGUGGAGCAUUCUGUGGGCUGGCCCCUGAACAGGCACACGUACGGGGGGUCCUUCCUCUACCACCUCAACGAAGGAGAGCCUCUGGUGGCCCUGGGCUUUGUGGUCGGUCUUGACUAUUCCAACCCAUACCUGAGCCCAUUCAGAGAGUUCCAGCGCUGGAAACACCACCCCUUUGUGGCCCCCACAUUGGAGGGAGGCACCCGCAUCGCCUACGGAGCCCGUGCCCUCAACGAAGGAGGCUUCCAGUCCAUCCCAGAGCUGACCUUUCCUGGUGGGCUGCUGAUCGGCUGCAGUCCCGGCUUCAUGAACGUUCCUAAGAUCAAAGGCACACACACAGCCAUGAAGUCGGGCAUGCUGGCUGCAGAGGCCGUCUUCCCCAAAGUCACCGCGGAAGACAUUAACUCUGAGACCGCAGGUCUGCAUGUGCCGGAGUACAGUGAAAUGUUGAAGAAGUCAUCCAUAUGGAAAGAGCUGUACUCGGUAAGAAACAUCCGUCCGUCCUUCCAUAACUACUUCGGUCUGUAUGGAGGUAUGGUCUACACUGGCAUCUUCUACUGGAUCCUCAGAGGCAAGGAGCCCUGGACACUCAAACACUGCGGCCUCGAUGCCCAUCAGCUCAAACCAGCUAAGGAUUGCACCCCCAUUGACUACCCCAAACCAGAUGGCAAGAUCAGCUUUGACCUCCUCUCCUCUGUGGCUCUGAGCGGGACUAACCAUGAGGGGGACCAGCCCGCCCACCUCACCCUGCGCGACGACAGCGUGCCCGUCAACAGGAACCUGGCUGUGUUUGACGGGCCCGAGCAGCGCUUUUGCCCCGCGGGUGUGUAUGAAUACGUCCCCCUGGACACCGGAGACGGCAUGCGGUUACAGAUCAACGCUCAGAACUGUGUCCACUGUAAGACGUGCGAUAUCAAAGACCCCAGCCAAAACAUUAACUGGGUGGUCCCUGAAGGUGGCGGCGGACCUGCUUACAACGGGAUGUAGAUUCUUUUUUGUGUACUGAUUGUAAAUGUGUUCAGGAAAUAAAAUAUUUGCCAGUAUAUCGCUAUGUGCCUGGAUGUUUAAAUUCAAGACAAAUAUUGAGAUGUAACUUAUGGAGAUGGCUUUUCUUCAGAUAUGCAGUUC